CUCGUUUACUUUCGAUCUGCUUUCGAUGUUUCGCUUUAUCUUCCUUUCGUCGUUUUGCUCGAUAAACUAACAACGGUGGUCUGCACGCUCCGUAUUUUUUAAGCUAUUUUUGGUAAUUUCCCGAAAAAAAAAACAAAAAAUUUGUGUCUAAAAUGGCAGAUACCGAGGCACAAAAAAAAGUUGAAUCCACUGUUGAUGAGGAGAAAGUUGAGAAGAAAACUGAAGAAGUAGUUGAGAAGUCUGAAAGUGAGGAAAAGAAAACAGAAAAUGGUGAGGAAAAUGGCAAAGAGCAAGAGGAAAGUGAAGAAGUUAAAGAUGACACUCCUAAAGAUAAAUGCUCUAUAAAAAGGAAAUCAACCGGAACUGAUUCUUUGGAUGCUAAAACUGAAGAAACAACUCCAGAAAAGAAAGCCAAGCUUGAUGAGGCCGUAAUCGAAUCCAAGGCGAAUGGUGAAGUAACAGAAGCUGAAGCUACAGCCUAAUUUUUGAAUUCCUAUUUCACAAGUUAGUUUUUGAUUGAUUAAAUAACUGAGACCAAUAUGCCAAAUGGUCUUUAAUUUUUAGCCAAACUAAAGCUAAUUUGUUAAUACCUUUUUUAUUUUAAACUUAUGUUUUGUACAUGUAUAAUGGUAGGGUUAAGGUAAUCAUUGCAGAGGCUGGCUACAUUAGUCCAGGAUAAUAACAUUAAGUUCUUUAAUGCAAUAUAAUUUCUCCAAUGUAUAAUUUAACCUUUUGAGAGUACAAAGUAAUGGUCUGUUUCGAUUUGAAAAUAUGACCCUAACAUUAGACAUAAAAAUGCAAGAAAUGACAAUUUAAUUUUGAAAAUUGCAUUUUAUUAAUGAUUUUGGUAUUCAAGUUUUAAUAACUUGGUAUCAAGUUUUAAUAACUUGGUAUUGAUAUUUUAUGUGGUAUUUGUCAUAACAAACGCCAAAGUUUUAGUGGUGCGAUUGUGUACUUAUCUCUAUGUCCCUUAAUUUUAUAUUUUAACAGAAAGUUUCUCUAAAGGGCAUGUCUGGUGUUGUGAUUUUAUGUAUUAUAUAUAACUCGUGAAAAAUGAGUUCUAGAAAUAUUUAAUAGUUCUACUUAAUACAAAAAUUGUGAAUCUCAGAGCCAGCUCUGCCAUAACCUCACUAACAGGUUCUAAAUGUGUUCAUAUCAAGAUAAAAUAGUACUAAUUUUUGCUAUUCUAAUACACCAUCCAGUAUUUCAGCAGAAAAUAUAUAAUGGUCGUUUUUCAUAUACAUAUUUUAACGUAAAAUUUAAAGGAACUGUUAAGAAAAUAUUUUUUAGUUUGUUCCUAUAUGGAUUAUUUUAAAAAUUAAAUUAAUUCUGUUACACUGUUGUAAUACAAAUAAAGUUUACUUUUCUUAUGAAAUUAAUGGGUGGUUUUAAUAUUAAGUUAUUUUUUACUAAAACGUGUUUUUGAAUAUUUUAAGGAAAAGUUUGAGAGUUCAAAUAACAGUCUCUAUCCUAUUGUUCAAUGUAUCUGAAAGUUGCAUUUAUGCCACAUAGUACAAACCAAAUUUGUAUUUUAUUAGUGGUAUAUGGCAAUAAAGAGUUAGUUUCCAGUAUUAA
This is a messenger RNA of Sitophilus oryzae (rice weevil), 1575 nucleotides long. It is a transcript of the gene Df31, whose product is annotated as FK506-binding protein 3. Bases 153 to 482 code for a protein of 109 amino acids. The transcript has 3 exons. The record is from RefSeq and is a predicted model, not a curated record. Lineage: Eukaryota; Metazoa; Arthropoda; Insecta; Coleoptera; Curculionidae.